This is a messenger RNA of Cryptomeria japonica (Japanese cedar), 1628 nucleotides long. RefSeq lists its product as uncharacterized. The record is from RefSeq and is a predicted model, not a curated record. Bases 189 to 1340 code for a protein of 383 amino acids. Lineage: Eukaryota; Viridiplantae; Streptophyta; Pinopsida; Cupressales; Cupressaceae. The transcript has 4 exons.
UUCAAUAUAAACUGCAGAAAACAAUGAGGCUCGCACUCGUUACAUUUCAGGACAAUAGUUUCCUGGUAUGUAUUCAUCCACCUGUGUUGAUUAAACUGUCCGAGUCUUUUUCUGAAGGAGCAGCAUACCCACAUUUUGGUAUUCUUCAAGUUCUGCUCUUCUGCCUCUAAGACUAUUUGAACUGAGAAAUGGAGAUGCCAUCAACUGAGACACAAAUCCCAGCAACCCCAGCAACCCCAGCAAUAAACUGUCAAAACAGUGCCUCAAAGCCUGGAAAAAAAUCAUUUUUUACAAGUGACACGAGUAUGAGGGGCAGAGAUCGUCGAGCGCUUGUUGAUGUUACAAACGAUUCCCCCAUUGCAGGCCUUGCCCUUGAUAGAGGUGAUGGCUCAGAGACCCCGGUUUCAAACAUCAAGUUCCGCCCUCCCCGCGAAUCUGUGCAGCAGACACCAGGAACAGGGGAGGCAUUGCUACGCUACCAAGUGAAAUCACUUCUUCAGAGGGUUGAUAAGCCUGCCCCAAGCCUGCGAACGUUAUCUCAUCUCAAUGGACUUCUUGCCUCACCAAACAGACUGUUGGCCCCCACACCUGCAAAUACUCCUGAUUCUGCUGUUGCAUUUGCUAGUAAUAGCUCACUUUCAAGAACAUCUGAUAGCACCAUUGCACUUUAUGUAGAUUUGGGCAUGUCUUCUCCUGGAUCUGAGUCCAAGAUAGAGUCUUCAGUCAAUGUUUCUGGCUUUACCCUUACAAAGGUUAUUGAUCCAAUCGAGUCUCCCCAAGAUACCUCACCCGAAAAACCCACAACACGAGCACUUCUAUUUGAUUCUCCGGAGAAAGAAAUUGAAGCUUCAAUCUCCUCACCAAGUUCGGUUAUCUCAUCUGAAGAUAGCCAGAAGAUGAGAAUUAUGGAAGAUGAUAAUGUCUCUGAAUGGUCUGUCCAGGUAAACAUUAGUUCACCAGGUUCGAACCAAACUGAUGAUUAUGCUCAAAUAGAGAUUGAGUUGGAGGAUCAAGUUGACUAUUCUGAAACUGUGAACAAUGAAGUUGAUGAGGAAGAUGAUGAGCAGAAAGAUGGUGAGGUCCUUGAUGACGAACAAUGUGAUGAACUUUGUCGGGGACUGAACAAGGUCUCAGUGCAUGAUAAUGGUGGAAUUCCUGCUUUCGCAGGGAAGCAUUCUCGCUUUGUAUACAACAGUGAUGAUGAACUGGAAAGCGAAGUAGUAGUUUCUGAGUUGCAGCCGUCACCAAGUAAGCUUCGUCUGAAGGGAAUGCUCACUCCCAAAGGAAAACAUAUUCGUUUCUCAGAAGAAGAUGACUCUUCGGAAAAUACAUCCAACUGAUGAUUUCUUGUUUGACAGAUUGAUAAUUUCUGAAAUUUGGUUUUGGUGUCCUCUCGACACACAUAGACUUUGUGGGGCCUCCAGCGAUUUUAGGUUGUUUUUUGUUGUCUUCUUGACAAAGAUGAUUGAUUGGAACUCGGGUUAAAGUUCGAUUUUUUUAUUCGAAUUCUUUCUUUGGCGGACACAUUUUGAACAAAUUUAUUCUGUCACGAAGUUUUUAGGACAAGUAUUAUAUAUUAUUUUGUAAUGCCAGAGAGAAUCCAUUAAUAAAAUUUAUCAUCUUGAAUA